CUGAGGCUGCCUGGGUCCAGGAAUCUCUGUCUUCAUCACCCUUGAACGCUCCCAAAUCCAGGCUGGGGAGCGCUCUGGGACCUGCCCAGCGACAGCAGACGAGUCUGGCUGCAUCUCAGAUAUUUCACGAUGUUCAGGAGAAAAUGCCUUGGAUUUAAUCCAGAGUAGAAUUUGGCAAGGUUUGUGUGCAGUCCCCACUUGCAAACUGAGCAGUUUGGCCUCUCUGCUCUGCCCCAGGGGCUUUGAACCAAGGAGAGCUCACAGCUGGGAAGGGCUCUGACCUCUGUCACUGGAGGCAGCAAAAGGGAGAAGAAACAGCGAAAUUCCCUUUGCAGGGGAUGCUGUAGCCAGGUGAAGGAUGGACUGAGAGAGCCCCAGCAGGCCCCACCCAAGGCUGAGGGGCUCAGCCUGCAGGGAGGGAGCCAAUUUUGGACACAAACAUCGCUCUGGCUGCGGCGAGGGGAGAGGAGCUGCGAGGAGCUGCCGCGGAUCGAACCCGCUCCUGGAGGGGAAAAUGCCGCUUCGGUUUGGUGUCUAAUUAGAUAUUUACCAGGAAGGAAGGAAAGAUAUAAAUAGGGUGACAGUGACUUCAAAGGGUGUUUUUUGACUUCUAAGAAUAACACCUUUGCUGGCGCCGCUUUCGGGAAUAUCGGCUGUGCCGGGGUGUGAAAGGCGGAGGAGGUGUCGCAGCUCGGCCGGCAGCCAAGGGAGCAAACCCAGACCCCAGCCCCGCUCCCAACCCAGACCCCAGCCCUGCUCCAAACCCAGACCCCAGCCCUGCUCCAAACCCAGACCCCAGCCCCGCUCCCAACCCAGACCCCAGCCCUGCUCCAAACCCAGACCCCAGCCCUGCUCCAAACCCAGACCCCAACCCCACUCCCAACCCAGACCCCAGCCCUGCUCCAAACCCAGACCCAGCCCUGCUCCAAACCCAGACCCAGCCCUGCUCCAAACCCAGACCCCAGCCCUGCUCCAGCCCCACAGAGCAGCUGAGGAAGGGGCAGAGCCCCUGGAAGGCUCAGCUGCAUCCACAGGGACACAGCAGGGGCAGUUUGGGGAAGACCAGCGCGGGCGGGAGGGAACGUGUGGCACCAUGGGGUCACCACUCCUGUCCCUGUGGGCAGUGCUGCUGCCCACCCUGGUGCUGGUGGGACUCUGGGCUCCCUGUGUGGUGAGCAGGCAGCCCAACUUCAUCGUCAUCCUGGCUGAUGAUGUGGGCUGGGGGGAUCUGGGCGCCAACUGGGCAGAGACGAAGGAGACGCCGCAUUUGGAUCAGUUGGCUGCUGAAGGAACAAGGUUCGUGGAUUUCCACUCGGCCGCCUCCACGUGCUCCCCGUCCCGCGCCUCGCUGCUCACGGGGCGCCUGGGGCUGCGCAACGGGGUCACCCACAACUUCGCCAUCUCCUCUCUCGGGGGCCUCCCCCGCAACGAGACCACCCUGGCCGAGGUCCUGAGGGAGGCUGGCUACAGCACAGGGGCCAUAGGCAAGUGGCACCUGGGACACCACGGCCACCAUCACCCCACCUCCCGUGGCUUCGACUACUACUAUGGGAUCCCCUACAGCCACGACAUGGGCUGCACAGACACCCCUGGCUACAACCUGCCCCCCUGCCCGCCCUGCCCAGGGCACAGAGCCGCUGCCAGCAGGGUGGUGAGGAAGGACUGUUACACAGAGGUUGCCCUGCCUCUCAUGGAGAACAUCACCAUCGUCCAGCAGCCCGUGGAGCUUGGCAGCCUGGCCAGGCGCUAUGCAGAGCAGGCAGAGAGGUUCAUCCAGAGGGCCAGUGCCAAAGGACAGCCCUUCUUCCUGUACCUGGCCCUGGCCCACAUGCACGUCCCGCUGGUGCCCCCGCCGCCCCCCGGCCCGGGCAGGGGCAUCUAUGGAGCCUCUCUGGGGGAGAUGGACGCGCUGGUGGCACGGGUGAAGGAGGCGGCAGACAGCCUGGGCAGGGGCAGCACGCUGCUCUGGUUCACAGGUGACAAUGGCCCCUGGGCACAGAAGUGUGAGCUGGCAGGACGCCUGGGGCCAUUCGUGGGUGCCUGGCAGAGGCAGAGAGGUGGGAGCUCAGCCAAGCAAACCACCUGGGAAGGAGGGCACAGGGUGCCAGCCCUGGCGUACUGGCCUGGCCGUGUCCCUGCUGGGAGGACCAGCCAGGCUCUCCUCAGCAUCCUGGACAUCUUCCCCACGCUGGUGGCCCUGGCUGGGGCAGCACUGCCUCCAAACAGGCGCUUUGAUGGCUUGGAUGUGUCCCCAGUUCUCUUUGGCUGGUCAGAUGUGGGGCACAAGGUUCUGCUGCACCCCAACAGCGGCGCGGCGGGGAAGGUGGGCGAGGUCGAGGCGCUGCGGCUGCAUCAGUACAAGGCCUUCUACACCACAGGAGGGGCCUUGGCCUGUGAUGGCAGCACUGGGCCGGCACAGCAGCACCACCCACCCCUCAUUUUCAACCUGGCCCGAGACAUCCAGGAGCAGGAGCCUCUGGACGUGGCCUCCAGGGAGUACCAGGCAGUGCUGCCUGCCAUCAGCAGGGCUUAUGCCCAAGCCCUGCAGGACAUUGCAGCAGACAACGUCUCAGUUGCAGACUAUUCCCAGGAUCCAGCUGCAAUUCCCUGCUGCAACGUGCAGCACGUGGGCUGCCGGUGCCACGGGGCCACGCGGGAUCCCCACGUGGAGAGCACAACACCCCGGCUUUGUCUUUAGGCAAAUAAUUGCUCAGGCUGCUCCUUUCCCAAGGGUGGUGUCUGUGAAAUCCAGGCUGGAGGUGGGAUGGAGGCUGUGGCUCCCUUUGCUCCGUGCUGGGCGGAGGGAGGUGAGCUGGGUGUGGGUCUGGGGGAGCACACAGAGGGUCCCCUUUGAAGGCUUUUUGUAGGGCUCUGUAUCUGGGAAAGGGAGAACUCUUGGAUUAAAAUUACCUUCUGUGAGA
Melospiza melodia melodia is the source of this 2921-nucleotide messenger RNA. RefSeq names its product arylsulfatase G (gene ARSG). Lineage: Eukaryota; Metazoa; Chordata; Aves; Passeriformes; Passerellidae. The transcript is spliced from 14 exons. Gene Ontology annotation, molecular function: arylsulfatase activity. Bases 1094 to 2698 code for a protein of 534 amino acids. The record is from RefSeq and is a predicted model, not a curated record.